AUGUGUAACCCGGCGUGGGAAGCUUUAUCAACCGUUCAGGAGACUGCCAACGUUCUUACCGCCGGUAGUACCCCGACAGUACAGACUCCGAGCGUCCUAUUACAAACGUUCCGAAGCUGGGUUGGAACCGGCCUGAACCAAGCUUACAUCCGCGGCAUUAUCGACGGAGGGAGCCAAAAGACUUUCAUCAGGGAAGACUUGGCUAGGAAGCUUAAUUUAAAGGUUGUCGGGGAACGUAUCAUGCAACUCAACACCUUUGCUUGCAGUGACUCAAACAGGUGUAGGCAGAAGUUCACCGUAGUUAGAAUCCAUAUUAGGGGCCAAUAUAAGACAGCGGAUCAUGUCUUAGAAGCAGUCGUCGUGCCUUUCAUCUGUCAAAACAUCAUAGAAACUCCAGUAGAGCACACAUUUCUCAAGACUAUCCCAGGAGACAUCGCCGACAAGUUGAUGUUUCCAUCGACUCAAGUGGAAGCGGGCAUAAGCCUUUUAAUUGGAGCGGACCAGAUGUGGAAAUUGUUGACCGGCGAGACGCGCCGCUCAUCUUGCAACACCGGGCUAGUAGCCAUCGCAACGACUUUGGGAUGGACCUUUCAGGGUCCAACGAGCACAGUGAGUGUCUUCUCAGAUAAUACCACAAAUUUGAUGGUGUGCGUGUUGAACGUGGGAGGGGCUAACGAAGAAGAUGAUGCAGCGUUAAAACAUUUCUGGGAACUGGAGACCAUUGGAAUCGUGGAUGAACCUAUGGAUAAGAAACAACAGGAAGAAAAGGUGUUUGAGCAAUUCAAGGAAAACAUCCGACAAAAGAACGUGAUCGAUUCAACGGGAAAGUACCCUACCGGGUUGCUGCAAGGCAGUCAAGCCGACCUCGGAGCCUACGACGAGUGCCUGGAAACGGUUGUGCAUGAUCAAUUUGGCAACGAGAAGAUCCGUGGCCAAUACUGCAGCAUCUACUUCCAUGUAGUCAACGAUACGUCGUUCACAGAGGCCUUGAUUCCAGCCAUGAUCAUGUCCCAUCCGCGGGCAGUACACUUCGUUGAUUUCGUCAACGACCCUAAGUCGACUCUCAAUGGAAUCAAUAUUGGACUUUGCAUCAUCGAUGAUUGCACUCACGACGAUCUUCAAGCAAUCGCAAACGCAGAUCUGCAAAAACUGUUGACAUCAUUUUCCAUCGUCAACGGAACAAGGACCUUCCUGUCUAUCAGCAAAGAGAAGGAGUCCGAAUCACAUAAGUUCAGAUUCUUACACGGAAUCCGCCUCUUUAGCGCCAUCUGGGUUGUGGUCGGCCACUCUGCCAUUGCAUAUGGAAAUAGCUCAGCAAGAAGAAUUGAUAUCUUAUUAUUCUUCGAUGAUAUAUUUGGGUGCGUGGUGACAUCGGCCUUCCUAAGCGUUGAUACAUUCUUUUUUCUAAGCGGAUUUCUACUUGCAUAUAAUAUACAACAACAGAAACGAAACCGGUUUAUUGUCGCUGUGACGGGUAUUAUACUGCGUCAUAUCAGAACAACCAUCCCGAUGCUUUUUGUCAUAUCUUGGUUCUACUUGGUACCCGUUAUUGCGUCUGGACCAGGCGUGAUUGAAAUGAUGAAUAGGUUUUACGGUGAGAUGGACAGUCACUGGUACGAACUGAUUUUUCAAGUGCGAAACUUCGGAAAGGGGUUAGAUAACACCGGAGUUUUCCAGCAUCUAUGGUAUAUCUCGACAGACUUCCAGCUAUUUCUUGUGGCACUUCUGAUCUUCACUUUCUUCAAAGGAAAACCUUGGACCAUGAUCUGCGUGUUUGGAGUCUUGUCUCUACUGGGAUGCUCGGUGUCCUGCUGGCAACUCUAUGACAGCAACUACUACCCAUUUCCAGUUGUUCUGGGCGAGACGCUUGAAGCAGUAAUUUCCACAAUCAACGAGCUGUACGUCCUUCCAAGCUACCAUGCAGCAUGCUACUUUUCCGGCUGUGUGGUUCUCCUCCUUCUACAAAUGUACGGCACUGCCAAGAUUUCUAAGGGCUUAGCCGCCAUCCUUUGGGUCAUCGCCGCGGCUUGCUGCCUGACAUGCGUCUUCAUAAAGUUUGACUGGAACCGUGGCCGGCCGCCCACUGGAAGCGCCGCCAAGAUGGCUUUCGCCUUCUGGGAAAAAAUUAUUUGGUCGUUUGCGCUCUCCUGGACCGUGUUUGCCUGUUCUACGAAACGUGGAGGUCUUUUGCAGAGGUUUCUCGCAUGGAAAGUCUGGAUUCCAUUCAGCAGGUUGACGCUCGGCUUCUAUAUUAUUCAUUUUCCCUUGCUCCACUUUGUAUACAACUCAUCAAGGGAGAGGAUCUACUACUCAAGGUUCAAUUUGUCAACGUCGUUUUUCGGCAUCAUGGCCUGGUGCGCUAUUCUAAGCUACUUUAUGUUUCUUGCGUGCGAAGUGCCAACGGCAACACUGUGCAAGCUUGUCUUUUCAAGACCGGCUCCAAGAAAAAAGGAAAAGAAAGAAAAAGAUCUUCCUGUGUUUGAUUUGAAGCCGGCUACUUCCAACACGGACGUCAAUUGCUGUGUCCUCCCAGCCCUUAAGCAGAAGAAUGGUUUUGUGUACGAGGCAACAACAAGUCCGUUCAGUCGUUUGUAAUUUAUGCAUCUCUUAGAUUAGCGGUCAUUUUGUGUAUUUGAGGAAACGCUGGUGGCCCAUGUGCACCCUGGGUAGCCGCGUCGGCUUCCUUCAUUCAUUGUUAUAUCGAAACUGUGAUGAAUAAAAAUCGCCAUUUUCAUUGUUGAAGUGUGGUUGGAAUAA
Ixodes scapularis (black-legged tick) is the source of this 2757-nucleotide messenger RNA. RefSeq names its product nose resistant to fluoxetine protein 6. The record is from RefSeq and is a predicted model, not a curated record. The transcript is spliced from 13 exons. NCBI's taxonomy places the organism in Eukaryota, Metazoa, Arthropoda, Arachnida, Ixodida, Ixodidae. The coding region runs from base 1 to 2595 and encodes 864 amino acids. Gene Ontology annotation, molecular function: acyltransferase activity, transferring groups other than amino-acyl groups.